Aspergillus versicolor CBS 583.65 is the source of this 690-nucleotide messenger RNA. RefSeq lists its product as uncharacterized. The record is from RefSeq and is a predicted model, not a curated record. The transcript has 3 exons. The coding region runs from base 114 to 566 and encodes 150 amino acids. NCBI's taxonomy places the organism in Eukaryota, Fungi, Ascomycota, Eurotiomycetes, Eurotiales, Aspergillaceae.
UAAAUUCUCCGAGCUCACCGACAGUCUUCUCCACAACGGACAUAUAACUAGAGUCCCCCUUUAUGGGAUAAGGCUGUCAUCAGUCUUCAGCUGCGAGAAUCUUCCAAUAUACAAUGAUGGCCCUCCGUGUCAUGUUCAGUCUUCUGCCGCUUCUGGCCAUCGCAGCACCAGGAGAGGCCCUUGAAAAACGCGCCGUCACCUGUUUAACGGUCGGAUCGACAGCUACAGCAACAUGGACGAACAGUGCUGGACAGACAUGCUCCUUUAGCGGAGUCGUCGGUAGCAACUACGGCACCAACAGCGCUGGCGGAGAAUAUUCAUGCAACGGUCGCUGCGGCGCAGGAUGCAGUGGGACCGCAGUAGGGGAUGCAUACACCCAGGACUGCUUCUCGCAUGACAUCUGCUCCUACUUUGAAAAUGCAAGCGGCGGGUCGAGUGACCCCAACUGCGGUGCUGCCUAUGAUGCCGCCGUUGACGAUACUUUGCUCGGCGCUGCCAAUGGCUGUGGACAGACUAAUCCCUCUGAAGCUGUUUCGCCGCCUGCUGGGAGUCCAAGCUGUCAGUAGAAGUCCCGUCAAGACUGUAUCUAAGCCGUGGCACCAUGUAUAUACUCUGGCAGUACAUAUUGUAUACUCUGGAAGGCCCAUUUGUUCUACGAGCUGGGGCUUUCCCUCUCGAUAAGGCCGGUUU